AUGUCUUCUUUAAAUCAAUAUGAAAUGGAUAUAGAAAAAAGACCGGAGAAAUCAGAGGCUCAUUAUCUUAAGUCUCUCUCUUCAAAGAAUUCAAACGAAGAUCUGAUACAUCGUCAUGUGCAUUCUUUAACUGAUGAUGAUUCAUCAUCUAUUGAGAUCGCCAACGAUGUUUUCGAAACAAAAUUGUCAUGGUACAACCGAUUCAUCGGUGGUCUAAAUGCUGAAACACACGGUAUCGAACCUAUUCCAGACGAGAUGAGAAACGACACCUCAUUAUUGAACGCUGCAUCAAUGUGGUUCUCGGCUAAUAUGGUCUUACCAGCUUAUGCGUUGGGUGCAUUAGGUCCAUUAGUCUUUGGUUUGAAUUUUGGGACUUCAGUUUUGGUGAUUAUAUUCUUUAAUAUGUUGGGUUUACUUUCGGUUGCAUACUUUUCCUUAUUCGGUAUUGAGUUGGGUUUAAGACAAAUGGUCUUGUCUCGUUAUUUAUUGGGAAACGUCACCGCUAGAAUAUUUGCUACUAUUAACACCAUUGCUUGUGUCGGUUGGGGGAUUGUUAACACUGUCGCGGCUGCACAAUUGUUAAACUUGGUUAAUUCCGGUUCAGGUCACAAUUUACCUUUAUGGGCGGGUUGUCUAUUGAUCAUCGCAAUCACUUUAAUCGUUACUUUCUUUGGUUACAAAGUCAUUCACACUUACGAAAAAUGGUCAUGGGUUCCAAACUUCGCCAUUUUCUUAGUUAUCCUUGCGAGAUUAGCCAGAUCUGGUCAUUUCGUUAACACCGAAUGGGGUAGUGGUGCCACAGUUGCAGGUUCUGUUUUAUCAUUUGGUUGUUCUGUUUUUGGUUUUGCUGCAGGCUGGACUACUUAUGCCUCUGAUUACACUGUCUACAUGCCAAGAGAUUUGAACAAGUACAAGAUUUUCUUCGCAUUAGUUGGUGGUUUAGCUUUCCCAUUGUAUUUCACUAUGAUGUUAGGUGCAGCAAGUGCUGCUGCCGCCGUCAAUUACACUCCAUGGGCAGAUUUAUACAAUUCUAACGGUAUGGGUGGUGUUGCUUACGGUAUCUUAGUCACUGAUUCUUUGCAUGGUUUUGGUCAAUUCUGUUGUGUUUUGUUGGCUUUGUCCACUAUCUCUAACAACGUUCCAAACAUGUACACUGUUGCUUUAUCUGUUCAAGCUGUUUGGGAACCAUUUGCCAAAGUUCCAAGAAUUGUAUGGACGUUACUUGCUAAUGGUUUCACUUUAGCUAUUGCUAUCCCAUGUUGUUACUACUUCGCUACUUUCAUGCAAUACUUUAUGGAUGCGAUUGGUUAUUAUCUAUCGAUUUACAUUGCUAUUGGUUUAUCUGAACAUUUGAUAUGGAGAAAGAAUAAUUACAGAAGCUAUAUUGUUGAGGAUUGGGACAAUUGGUCUAAGCUUCCUAUUGGUAUUGCUGGUACUUCUGCUCUAAUCGUUGGUCUAUUUGGCGUAGCUCUAGGUAUGGUUCAAUCUUAUUGGGCUGGUGAAAUCGGUAGAUUAAUCGGUGAAUACGGUGGGGAUAUAGGUUUCGAAUUGGGUUUAAGUUGGUCAUUUAUUGUUUACAAUAUAGUUAGACCAUUGGAAUUGAAAUACUACGGACGUUAG
Messenger RNA from Tetrapisispora phaffii CBS 4417, 1620 nucleotides. RefSeq names its product cytosine permease. NCBI's taxonomy places the organism in Eukaryota, Fungi, Ascomycota, Saccharomycetes, Saccharomycetales, Saccharomycetaceae. The record is from RefSeq and is a predicted model, not a curated record. Gene Ontology annotation, biological process: transmembrane transport; cytosine transport. Gene Ontology annotation, cellular component: plasma membrane; fungal-type vacuole membrane. Gene Ontology annotation, molecular function: nucleobase transmembrane transporter activity. The transcript has a single exon. Bases 1 to 1620 code for a protein of 539 amino acids.